Molecule: messenger RNA, 606 nt
Organism: Antrostomus carolinensis (chuck-will's-widow)
Lineage: Eukaryota; Metazoa; Chordata; Aves; Caprimulgiformes; Caprimulgidae
Gene: CLEC3B
Product: C-type lectin domain family 3 member B
Exons: 3
Coding region: 1-606 (201 amino acids)
Biological process (GO): bone mineralization; ossification
Source: RefSeq, a predicted model, not a curated record
AUGGCACUCCGGGGAGCCUGCCUGCUCCUCUGCCUCCUCUCCCUCGUCCAGGUCUCCAGUCAACAAAACGGCAAAGCCCGGCAAAAACCAGCAGCUUCCAAGAAAGAUGGUGUGAGCCUUAAAAUGAUUGAAGACCUGAAGGCCAUGAUUGACAACAUCUCUCAGGAGGUUGCUCUGCUGAAGGAAAAGCAAGCACUCCAGACAGUUUGCCUGAAAGGCACCAAAAUUCACCUAAAAUGCUUUCUUGCAUUUUCGGAGACCAAGACGUACCACGAGGCCAGUGAAAACUGCAUCUCGCAGGGGGGAACGCUCAGCACCCCACAGAACGGGGAGGAGAACGAUGCCCUCUACGACUACAUGCGCAAGAGCAUCGGCUCCGAGGUGGAGAUCUGGCUGGGCCUCAACGACAUGGCAGCGGAGGGCAAGUGGGUCGACAUGACUGGUGGCCCCAUCCGCUACAAGAACUGGGAGACUGAAAUCACCACCCAGCCUGACGGCGGCAAGCUGGAAAACUGCGCAGCCUUGUCGGGGGCCGCCAUCGGCAAGUGGUUCGACAAGAAGUGCAGAGAGCAGCUGCCCUACGUCUGCCAGUUCAUGAUCGUGUAG